AUGAACGAUACACAUGCUCCUUAUGACAAACGUAUAAUUGGAGCAGCCAUGAACAGCCCAGACUUUUCUAGAGAUUUCAAUUGUUCUUUGGGAUCUAACAUGAAUCCUUGUAUCGAAGUAGUCUCAAAAUUUAUCAAGUGCUAUAUCAUUGUUAAAAUGAUUAAUAAUUAUUUUAAGGAGAUUUUUAGAUCAAUUUGGUUUGUAGUAUUCUUUUUCAUUUUUGCAGCAGCUAAAAAUGUGUCCAAUCAAACUGACUGUUCAGAAACGUAUUGCUGUAAAACACGGGACUGUUUUAUAAACAACAUAAAGUACAGUAGAUGUGAAUUUGUUGAAAAAUAUGAACAUCAAAGUCAAACCAUGUGA
Cotesia congregata is the source of this 363-nucleotide messenger RNA. The record is from the annotation of a GenBank genome assembly. NCBI's taxonomy places the organism in Eukaryota, Metazoa, Arthropoda, Insecta, Hymenoptera, Braconidae.